This is a messenger RNA of Balaenoptera ricei (Rice's whale), 2925 nucleotides long. RefSeq names its product suppressor of cytokine signaling 6 (gene SOCS6). The record is from RefSeq and is a predicted model, not a curated record. Gene Ontology annotation, molecular function: 1-phosphatidylinositol-3-kinase regulator activity. Gene Ontology annotation, biological process: phosphatidylinositol phosphate biosynthetic process; intracellular signal transduction; regulation of growth. The transcript has 3 exons. NCBI's taxonomy places the organism in Eukaryota, Metazoa, Chordata, Mammalia, Artiodactyla, Balaenopteridae. Gene Ontology annotation, cellular component: phosphatidylinositol 3-kinase complex. Bases 486 to 2093 code for a protein of 535 amino acids.
CGGAGCGGCCGGCUCGGCUCCUCGGUUGCGGCUCCAGCUCGGGCCGGCGCCCGGCGCGCCCCUCCUGGAGGAGGAGGAGGAGGAGGAGGAAGGAGGCGGGAGGAGGAGUUGCGGGAAGGAGGGCCGAGCGCGGCAGUCGCGCCGGCGCUGGGCGAGGAAGCGGAGCGGGCGGCCGCCGGGGCAUCACACUUGGAGACUAUGUUUGGGGAGCGGUGGCUAUCCCAUUGUCCUUGGGAGCCGACUCUUGAGUAGUAGAGGAGAAGGAAAGAAGAAAAGACCACAUCUCUCUGAAGGCCUGGGAGACCAAGUUUCCUGAGCAUCAGUAAACCCUGCAAGCGUCGCUAUGCCGUCCUGAAAUCUUCCAACAGAAAAUGGCUCCAAAGGGUAAAUGAAGCGGGAAAAAUACAUAGAUGCAGCCUCUCCAGAUGUUCGAGGAUAAUAUUCCAGAGAGAAGUUGAUUCCCUUGGAUUAGGUAACUAGUCAGAAUGAAGAAGAUUAGUCUUAAAACCUUCCGGAAAUCUUUCAACUUGAAUAAAAGUAAAGAAGAAGCGGAUUUUAUGGUUGUACAACAACCAUCACUAGCCAGUGACUUUGGAAAAGAGGAUUCCUUAUUUGGUAGCUGCUAUGGGAAGGAUAUAGCCAGCUGUGAUCUCAACAGUGAAGAUGAAAAAGGCGGGAAGAGUAGAUCAAAAAGUGAAAGCCUAAUGGGUACGUUGAAAAGACGGCUCUCUGCGAAACAGAAGCCGAAGGGCAAGGGCGGCGCGCCCUCCGGGGGCUCCGCGGACGAGGACACCUUCUCCUCCUCCUCGGCCCCCAUCGUCUUCAAGGAUGUGAGGGCGCAGAGGCCCAUGAGGUCCACCUCCCUGCGCAGCCACCACUACAGCCCCACGCCGUGGCCCCUGCGCCCCACCACGUCGGAGGAGACGUGCAUCAAGAUGGAGGUGAGGGUCAAGGCCCUGGUCCACUCGCCCGGCCCGGGCCCGGCCCUGAACGGCGUGCGCAAGGACUUCCACGACCUCCAGGCCGACACCGCGUGCCAAGAACAGACGAACUCGCUCAGGAGUUCCGAGUCUCAGGAUGGGGACCUGCAUCUCCACCUGGAAGAACAUGUGCCUGUCGUUAUCGGACUCGUGCCUCAGGACUACAUUCAGUACACUGUGCCUUUGGAGGAGGGGAUGUACCCUCUGGAAGGACCGCGCGGCUAUUGUCUGGACGGCUCCUCCCCCAUGGAGGUCUCCGCGGUCCCUCCUCCGGGGGGAGGGGGCUCCUUCCCCGAAGACGAGAAUCAGGUAGACCCGGACCUCGUGGUGGCCCCAGAGAUCUUCGUGGACCAGUCGGUGAACGGCUUGCUGAUCGGCACCACGGGAGUCGUGCUGCAGAGCCCGAGGGCGAGUCCCGACGACGCCCCGCCACUUUCACCGUUGCUACCUCCCCUGCAGACGAAUCAGAUCCAAAGGAACUUCGGCGGGCUUGCCGGCUCGGACGCCCACGUGGCUGAAAGUAUGCGCUGUCACUUGAAUUUCGAUCCUAACUCUGCCCCCGGGGUUGCCAGAGUUUAUGACUCGGUGCAGAGUAGUGGUCCCAUGGUCGUGACAAGCCUUACAGAGGAGCUGAAGAAACUGGCGAAACAGGGAUGGUACUGGGGCCCCAUCACUCGCUGGGAGGCAGAAGGGAAGCUGGCCAAUGUGCCGGAUGGUUCUUUCCUUGUUCGGGACAGUUCUGACGACCGUUACCUUUUAAGCUUGAGCUUUCGCUCGCAUGGCAAGACCCUUCACACUAGAAUCGAACAUUCAAAUGGUAGGUUUAGCUUUUAUGAACAGCCGGACGUGGAAGGACACACGUCUAUCGUGGACCUGAUCGAGCACUCGGUCAGGGACUCCGAGAACGGGGCCUUCUGUUACUCCAGGUCUCGCCUGCCGGGCUCGGCCACCUACCCCGUCAGGCUGACCAACCCGGUGUCGCGCUUCAUGCAGGUGCGCUCCCUGCAGUACCUGUGCCGGUUCGUCAUCCGCCAGUACACCAGGAUAGACCUGAUUCAGAAGCUGCCGCUGCCAAACAAAAUGAAGGACUAUUUGCAGGAGAAGCACUACUGAGAGGCUGUGAGAACCCUGCGUCUUGCACUUGGGGAGGAAGAAAAAGAGAUUGAAAUACCGUUUACAGACUUUCCAUUGCUAUCAAAAUCUUUUGCUGCCAUACUGUUUCAGUUUUAUGUGUAAAAGAGUAACCAGUUCGUUUAGGGGUGGGGAAGUGUCGGCAAGGUGUCUUGGGUUUAUUUUGGUUCUUUAAAAAGGGAAGUCUUGAGGUUUUAGAAGAGUGAGCUAUCUUCCAUCAGUGUGCAGAAUAAUCACAAUGUGAAUUAUCAGAUUCUCCUUACCCACCCCGCCCCCAGUCCUUUGCUGCUAUCCACUGUGAUUUUUAUGCAUUAAAAGCACAUUUCAUGUGUAUUCAAUCCUAAGUAAAGUUAAAUGAAACUUAUAGAAUGAACAUUGUUAUGUCUCUUUCAAUGGCCCGUUUUCAAAGAUAGUGUGGAGUAAACAUAGCCGUGUGAUAAAUCACAGCAUUCACACCUACACUGAAAAUGAUUUUUAAUUUCAUACUUUAGAAAGAUUUAUUUAGAAUCAUGAACUGACAUAAUCUUGGGUAAUGGAACAGAGAUCUGCUACAUAUCUUUUACAACAUUCAUUUCUAAAUUAUUUUUAAGGUUGUGCUGUUAUUUUGGUUGUGAGAAGUUGGACUUUUCUGUUGCCUUCAUUUUCAUCUUGUGGUUUGUCUGUUUUAAUAAAUGGCCUUACAGAAUUGUAAAGAAAUGUAUACCACCAAUUUAGAAAUUGUUGCCUUUUCUGUCAUUAAACUCUGGUACAAAUUGGCGUAACAUAUAAAGACCUAAUGGAACUAGAACUAUUAAAGAAAUACUAGAUGAUCAUA